Messenger RNA from Brienomyrus brachyistius, 793 nucleotides. RefSeq names its product fragile histidine triad diadenosine triphosphatase (gene fhit). Gene Ontology annotation, cellular component: nucleus; cytoplasm; plasma membrane. Lineage: Eukaryota; Metazoa; Chordata; Actinopteri; Osteoglossiformes; Mormyridae. Gene Ontology annotation, molecular function: bis(5'-adenosyl)-triphosphatase activity; ubiquitin protein ligase binding. The record is from RefSeq and is a predicted model, not a curated record. Gene Ontology annotation, biological process: intrinsic apoptotic signaling pathway by p53 class mediator; diadenosine triphosphate catabolic process; purine nucleotide metabolic process. The transcript has 8 exons. Bases 228 to 680 code for a protein of 150 amino acids.
AUUGUGGUUCUUGUAGUUUGUUAAGCACGAAAAGCCCAAGCAUUAGAAUACUUUGGACUCCAUAUCCCAGGCGGCAGUGCGGCGCCUCCAGAUGUAACUGCGGAAGGUGAGCAAACUGAGGAGGAUUGAGAAGGCAGCCGUCUAAGUGACCAAGAGAAAGCGCCGUGCUGAGAUAGUCUGCUGGUGAUCUGACUUUGCUCUAUACGAACAGAUCUGCUGCUACAGGCAUGUCUGCAUUACCUUUCGGCCAACACCUUAUCAAGGCAUCGGCAGUAUUUCUGAGGACGGAAUUAUGUUUUGCGCUGGUAAACCGAAAACCAGUGCUUCCAGGUCAUGUCUUGGUGUGCCCAGUGCGUGUUGUCGAGCGGUUCCGUGACCUGCGUCCAGAAGAGGUUGCUGACCUGUUCAAGACCGUCCAGAGAGUGGCGGACGUUGUAGAGCGGCACUUCCAGGCCACAUCCCUGACAAUCGCCAUUCAGGAUGGCCCUGAAGCCGGACAAACAGUGAAGCACGUCCAUGUGCAUGUGCUGCCGAGACGGGCCGGGGAUUUCCAGAGAAACGACAGCAUCUACGAUGAGCUCCAGAAACAUGACCGAGAAGACCAGGAAACUCCUGACAAGUGGAGAACGGAGGAGGAGAUGGAGACAGAGGCCUCCCAUCUAAGAAAACAUUUUGACUAGGCCCGACCCUAGCAGCAUCCUUGGAUUCUUCUUCAUGGCUAAACUCUGCAGCUAUUGGCUGUAAUGACAUCCAACUGGAAUAAUAAUGAAGUAUUAAAGUUCUGGUGUUUAAA